Messenger RNA from Aspergillus steynii IBT 23096, 1230 nucleotides. It is a transcript of the gene hasA, whose product is annotated as Zn(II)2Cys6 domain-containing transcription factor hasA. Gene Ontology annotation, molecular function: zinc ion binding; DNA-binding transcription factor activity, RNA polymerase II-specific; sequence-specific DNA binding. Lineage: Eukaryota; Fungi; Ascomycota; Eurotiomycetes; Eurotiales; Aspergillaceae. Gene Ontology annotation, cellular component: nucleus. The coding region runs from base 1 to 1230 and encodes 409 amino acids. Gene Ontology annotation, biological process: positive regulation of transcription by RNA polymerase II. The record is from RefSeq and is a predicted model, not a curated record. The transcript is spliced from 2 exons.
AUGACCACGGCAGUUCCCUACCUGGCCAGUCCUACAGAGCCGCCACAGGACAAUCCGAACCACAAACAAAAGCUGCGGUCUGCCUGUGACUCUUGCCAUCAGUGCAAAGUAAAAUGCUCGGGCGGAUCUCCAUGCUUUCGCUGCGCAUCCAAAGGCUUUUCGUGUCGCUAUGGCUACCAGAACAGGGCCGGCAAACCCAAAGGAAGCAAAAAUCGGAAGACAUUAGAGAGGGCGCAUCAAAUGCGCAUGCAAUGGCUUACGGAGCAGCUGCGCGGGGGCAACGUUGAACUUGAUGAAAUGACCCUCAAUGCCACAGACCCUUCAGCCUUUCUACCAAGCCCCGCACUCUCAGUGAAUCGCUGGAAAUCGGCCCAUACUCCGCGGUCAUCCUCGGGCUCAGCGCCCCUAGACUCUACCCACAAAUCCGCUGCCGGAGAUAUCACAGAUGAAGCCCUUCCAUCUCCGCAUAACCUAGAUCCUUGGACGACGGAUUUGGGAUCAUUCUUGGAUACAACGCCCGGAAGUCGAUCCACUAGUAUGGAGUCAUUCACAACACCAAUGUCCUUCACAAACGGCGUCGGCUACUUCGGACCACCCAAUGAUCCGGCUACGCCCUUGACAUUCGACCUGCCGUCGCCUCUUCCCGACUUAGGUAGAAGCGGGACUAUCUGCGCCUGUGUCCAAAGUCAGGCCACCAACGUUACCACUCUGCACCAACUCACGUCUCACCAGUCAUUCGAGCGAUUUGAUCUUGCCAUGAAGUCUGUCACGGCCACACUUGACACCUGUGACAACUUCAUCGCAUGUCUGGAAUGCGAGAAGUCCUUUUCGGCGAUCCUUCUUACCCUCUCGGCACUAGAAAUGAUCUUCAAACUAUUCGAGCAACUCAUCAUUGGUCAUCAAUACCUACUUCCCCAGGAGGAACAUCGGAUGAUCUCCUGCUCCCUGGGGGAUUACAAAGUCAGCCAAGAAGAGGGGCAGGCCAUUCAAAAUGUCCUGCUCAAGAUGACACUUUCCAAGGCGAAGCAAACGCUGGAUUCGUUGCACACCCUUGUAACCGGGCCAAUGGAAUUCUUAGAUGAUACCGAAAGAUACGAAGCACCAGGGGCUGACAAGGGAUCACCGCAGGGCUUGGGAGGCCUUUCCAACGUUGAUCGGGAUUACAUUGUGCAAUGUAUUACCCGAAAGAAGACAGCCCUAGAUGUUCUGAUGACGACCGUCAUCGUCUAA